AUGUCAGUUUACGAGUCGAAUCCUCGUCAUUUGCGUGAGGUGUUAAUUUAUUUUUUUAAUAAUAAAACAUCUGCUGCUGAGGCUCACCGAAUGCUCUCAGAUGCUUAUGGUGAAGCUGCUAUGAGUGAAAAAACAUAUCGUGAGAGAUUUCAAUGCUUCAAGAGUGGUGGUUUUUGCGUAAAAAACCGGCAUGGUAGUGGAAGACCAAAAGUUUUUGAAAAUGAAGAAUUAACGCAUUUGCUCGAUGAUGACUCAUUUCAAAGUCAAGAGGAGUUGGCAGAACCAUUGGAAGUGAGUUAG
Messenger RNA from Parnassius mnemosyne (clouded apollo), 300 nucleotides. The record is from the annotation of a GenBank genome assembly. Lineage: Eukaryota; Metazoa; Arthropoda; Insecta; Lepidoptera; Papilionidae.